UGCUGCUCGUGUGGAAACCAAAGCUCACAAUCAUCCAAGAAAAGAAAUUCACUGGCUGUGCCUGUACGUGGUCAAGGCGAGAUAUAGCUAAUGAUGUCCGUCACCUCGAUAUUAAUCGCUGCCCUCGUUUUCUGUAGCUUCUGCUCAAGUCAUGUCUCUGGCAGAGACUGUGCCUUCGAGUUCAAAAGUACAUUCAGUAGGGUCCCCCUUGGGAUUGGUGCUAGUCUGCAAAAGGAGUGCGUAUAUCGAUCCAACUGCCUCUCGGAGGUCAAUGUGUACUUAGCGGACAAACCCAUCAGCAGUCUUUAUCACUCUUUUUACAAAAUUAGUCAUUCGUAUGAUCGUCGGAAUAAAUUGUACAAAUACACAUUUUCAUUUUCCAGAUUUGAUAUUUCAUACCAUGGAUUAUAUCGCUGCGUAAUUAAUGAGAUUGGUAAUAAGGCAAACCAAAUGUCCAAUGAUCUUGUGUUUACAAUACCUGAUUCCCAUGAAGGCCUGGUGCAGGAGUGUUUCUUGCCAACUGUUAAAGACAUUGUAGUUCAAUCUUUCAUCUUUCCCAACGGAAGCGUGGCAGUCAACCUGACCUGGAACAUUACAGAGAAAAAUUCAGAAAACAUCCCAUAUUGCUCCGGUUCCAGACACUGGAGAGUUAAAAUUCAAUAUUUUUCGACUGUGGACAACACUCCUGGUGAUAGAGACACUAGUACUAGCACCAAGGAUGCCAACGGGUGGAUAAACGUUCCUGGACGCCGACAGUAUUACAGUUUUUCACAGCUCUUGGACAAUGUCACCUAUUAUCAGUUUCUAGUGUCUAAUCAGCCAGAAAGGGUUUUGGAGGUUGGAAGAUACAGAUCUCUUGGCUCUCACAUUUAUUACUUUGGAAGGCAAUCUCCGCCAGCCAUUGAUCAAACUUUAUCAAAUGUUGUGAUGGAUGAAAUGACGUCUGAGACUGUCAAGUGUACAGCUAGAGGGUUUCCCACUCCGUUAGUGAGAUGGAUCAAAGUUGUUUCAAACGGUGUAGGCAUCACACAAAGAAGUGGAUAUGGUAGCAGCACUCUUAUUCUCAAUGAUGCCACCUCUGACAUGAGUGGUGAAUACUACUGCCUGGCUCAGAAUGUGCAAGUCAAUCCGCCAGAAGGGAAAAGACUGGUGGAUAAAGCACGCUCGGUUUUUGUGACAGUGAGAGAAUACAAUUCAUCAAAUGACUUACGUUGCGAAUUUGCAGACUCUGCAAUACCAAGCUCUUUCUGCCGGAGCUAUUUACAUAACCAGCUUCCAAUUUAUAUCAACACGUCCUCAGAGAGCCAAGAGGGCUACAUCAGCCUAGCCAUGACCAACAUCAGGGACAAUACGAAGGAUCGGAAGUGUGAGGAUUUGGCUAAGAGUCUCCUCUGUCACACAGUCUAUCCUUACUGCGAUGCCCGCCAGCCUUUGAGACCACUACCAAGGCCAACAUGCAAUACAACUUGUAAUGAAUUCAUUCAUGGAAAGUGUUCAGCUGAUGCCGAGAGGAUAAAGAGAGAGCAUCCCUCAGUCUACCAGACAAUAAUCAGUAUGUGCCGGUCCAGUGAAGGCGGUGAAGCCCCUGAAUGUAUACCAUUGAGUUAUGAUGCUUCCAGAAAAGAUCAAGUCCAGUCGGUUGAGGACACAGGCUCAUGUGUUCGUGGCAAAGGGAUCGGCUAUACUGGGAGACAGGACCGGACCCGCUCAAACCACCCCUGUCAGUUGUGGGUCCUCCAGACACCACACAGGCAUCCUAUGCUACCCUCGGUCUAUGCUACAGAGCUUCAUAAUGCUGGACAGUCUUGUAGGAACCCUGGGGGUCUGGGAGAGAGACCUUGGUGCUACACCAGUGACCCUAAUGUUAGAUGGGAGUACUGUGACAUACCCUCAUGUGACACUUGUGAUACGUACAAUGGGACCAUGUGCUCUGCUCUGGCAGGCUAUGAUAAUGCCAAUGUCUUUAUAAGGAAAGGGAGCAAGAUUGAUAGCCAGAAGGACAUCGAAGAGAAAAUCAGUCAAGUGUUCUUUAGGACUCGCUAUCAUCUCCGACCUUCUCAAGGCUGCGAGGAUAUUUUCAGGAUAUUAUUGUGUCACAGUGCUUUCCCUCGGUGUGACGAGUCUGGCCCUAAGGAGCUCUGUGGCAGACACUGCUCCUUGAGACAAUCUCUACAGAGUCUCUGUCCUUCUGUCUACAAGGAGUUUGAUAAGUUUUUCAAGAGUGAUCAAAGUUCUGGUUUCCUUAGUGAGAUGAAAUGCAAUGGCACUUGUGAGGAGCCCCUUCAAAUACCAGUCAUUGGAAAUCAAGCGUCCAAUCCGGCCAACAGCACUUAUACUUGCUACGUUAACAAGGGCAUCGACUACCUUGGAAAUGUCUCUAUUACUGAGAGCGGUGCUACCUGUCAUGAUUGGAAGUCAGAGGAUCAUCCUAUUAGCACCAUGUAUCAUCCAACACUAGCUAAUGCUCAGAACCACUGCCGUAACCCAGGAGGGGUCUUGAGAAGGCCAUGGUGCUACACUGGGUCUAACAGUUGGGAGUAUUGUCGUGUUCGUUACUGUGACAACUACGAAGAGCCGGAAGGUACCCUCCCUGGGACUAGCAGUGGAGGACCGGGCAUUGUUGAUGGAGCUCAGUCGAGCAAAAUGACAGCGCUGGUGUUUUCCCUGAUAGUGGUGCUAGUCAUAUUUGUCCUUGGUAUAGUCGGCAUGUUGAUUUUUAUAGUUUAUAUUCAAAGGAGGAGGAAGAAUCUUAAGAAGCAGGAGUCUAUAGAGUUGCAGCUUGAAGGCCUUACAAGGAAGAAGCUCAACGAUGACAGUUUUGUUGUCAACUCGAAUUAUUUCCAAGCAACGACAGGCAUGAGCAAUGAAGUGGACCUGCCCAACAACUUCCAUAAACUCAACCCUAAGCAGAUUCAAUACGCCGGUCAAUUAGGUCAGGGUAACUUUGGAAUCGUUUUCAAAGGACGUGCUUUUGGUAUAGCAUCAGACGAUGAGGAGAUAGAGGUUGCAGUCAAGACACUGAAGGAGGAGUCGUCAUCUGAGAUUAGGUCAAACUUUAUUGAAGAAGCCAAGCUGAUGUUUUCUUUCGACCAUCCAAACAUACUUCACAUAUAUGGCGUGUGCAUGACUGAGAUGCCUUACCAGAUGGUCUUUGAAUACAUGGAUGAAGGAGACUUGACCCAGUACCUUCGCUCUAAAGCCUCAAGCAUGCAGCGACGUUUAUUGAACCCUUUCGACCAUCGCUCUCGUACAGAGUCCAGUUAUUCUAACGACCCCCCGGCACUCAGUAAAACCCAGCUCCUGUCCAUAUGUAGACAGAUUGCCAGUGGAAUGGAGUACCUGGCCAGUAAGAAUCACGUGCAUCGUGACCUCGCUUGUCGUAACUGUCUCAUUAACUCCGACCUCAAAGUAAAGAUAGGAGACUUUGGUAUGAGUAGGAACCUCUACAGUCGGGACUAUUAUCGCAUCAAUGGGCAAGCCAUUCUCCCCGUUCGAUGGAUGUCCCCUGAGUCCCUCGUCUAUGGCAAGUUUUCUAUCGAGGGUGAUGUGUGGUCUUUCGGUGUCGUUAUGUGGGAGGUGUUCUCCUUUGCUCUUCAACCUUACUAUGGGCUAUCAAAUGAAGAAGUCACUGAAGCUAUUCGUCACGGGAAAGUCCUCCAUCGUCCUGAUGAUUGUCCGUCUGAAGUGUACAAUGUGAUGAAGGAAUGUUGGGACAUGGAGGCAAAGUCCCGUCCUACCUUUGAAGAGCUCCACACUGCCCUGUGCCAGUUUUCUGAGGAGGAGCUCGAUACUGAGGCUGACACUGAUGAUUUCUCGAGCGAAGAAGAGGAUAGCGAUGCCUUCUAUUCUGAAACUAAUAGUCUACCAGAGGACGAGCAUGUUGCCUCGUAAACAAAAUAAUAAUUUUAUUAUUUAAGAAGAACAAUUAACAAACAAAUGUUUUAUCAACGAGUAUUGUGCAUUAUUUGUGUUCUGUGUAUUUAAAUUUUUCAUUUAAACUCUCAUUUAAUCAUUAUUAAAAUAUAAUUUUGUCAAAGACUCGUGCAAAAAUCAA
This is a messenger RNA of Amphimedon queenslandica, 4054 nucleotides long. Its product is annotated as muscle, skeletal receptor tyrosine protein kinase-like. The coding region runs from base 91 to 3891 and encodes 1266 amino acids. Gene Ontology annotation, biological process: positive regulation of kinase activity; cell surface receptor protein tyrosine kinase signaling pathway; positive regulation of neuron projection development. The transcript has 10 exons. Lineage: Eukaryota; Metazoa; Porifera; Demospongiae; Haplosclerida; Niphatidae. Gene Ontology annotation, molecular function: ATP binding; transmembrane receptor protein tyrosine kinase activity; protein binding. Gene Ontology annotation, cellular component: plasma membrane; signaling receptor complex. The record is from RefSeq and is a predicted model, not a curated record.